AUGCAGUACACGAUACCCGAGCGUGGAGACCUGAGGACGGAGAUUGAGUCGCUCUUCGCCAGCUUCACCAGGGACGUCGACCUCAUCACGGUCAACGUCACCGACUGCACCAACGUCGAGAUACCAUCCACACACCAGUACUACGCCAAGCCCCACGCGGCCAUCAUAUCCGCCAUCGUGAUCUGCACGCUGGCCGUGACUGCGGUGUACGCCAUCUACGGCAACACGAUGCACUACGUGAGGCGACACGUCCCGCGUGUCCUCAGGGGGUACACUGCCUUCGUCAUCUCCUUAUACCCGGUGUCGGCCACAAUCACGUACCUGGCAGUGCUGGUGCCCCGCGCGCACUUCCUGGUGCAGGUGGUGACGCAGGGCAUGUUCGUGGUGUGCCUGUACCAGAUGUUCUCGCUGUUGGUGGCCUACUUGGGCGGCGAGGAGGAGUUGUCCGUGCGGCUGUCCACAGCCACCAUACAGCCAGUCACGGGGCCCUGCUGCUGUUUCCCGUGCUGCCGCUACUGCUGCAAACCCAUCCCCGUCACCAGGAAAAGUGUGUCGCGACUACGUCUGCUGGUGUUCCAGCUGCCCUUGGUGCAGUGGCUGCUGUACGUCAUCAUUUUCGUCAUGGUUGCUGAGGACAAGGAGACGUACACCAAAGCGCUCCCGUACCUGCAGCCGCUCUUCGUGGGCUCCAUGAUGCUGGCCGUGUGGGGCACCAACAUGACGAUCCGCGUGCUCAACACCAUCCUGAGCGACUUCAAGGCGACUGCCAAGUUCAUGUCCCUGCAGCUCAUCGUCAUCCUGGACGUGCUGCAGACCUCGAUAGCGAAUCUCAUAGCCAAGAACGUGCCCUGCACCGUCCCGCUGACGCCCACUAUGUGGGCCAACUUGAUUGUGUCGACACUGGUGCUGGUGGAGAUGGUGCCACUGAGUCUUUGGGCCCGUUCACUCUACUGCCGUCCCACGCCACCCAUUACAGCGCUUGUGGAUCGCCAUGGGAACACGUCCAGUGGUCCAGAAUCUAAUGGGCACAUCGAGCCCAUACCCAUGUACAGGAGCUGUGUCAUCCUGACUGAGGACUUGCCGCCUGUUCGCAGCGUGAGCAUGGAUGGGGUCGACUCAUCAUCCACGGCCUAG
Molecule: messenger RNA, 1134 nt
Organism: Schistocerca serialis cubense
Lineage: Eukaryota; Metazoa; Arthropoda; Insecta; Orthoptera; Acrididae
Product: organic solute transporter alpha-like protein
Exons: 6
Coding region: 1-1134 (377 amino acids)
Biological process (GO): transport
Molecular function (GO): transporter activity
Source: RefSeq, a predicted model, not a curated record